Striga asiatica is the source of this 1419-nucleotide messenger RNA. The record is from the annotation of a GenBank genome assembly. NCBI's taxonomy places the organism in Eukaryota, Viridiplantae, Streptophyta, Magnoliopsida, Lamiales, Orobanchaceae.
AUUUUAUUACAUCCUACCCCUUGAAAACCCGCGCCUUCCAAAUUCGACCCCUCCCCUCUUGGAAAAAGAAGUAUAAAAUCCCCACACCAAGGAAACCUCUUCAAAACCAUGCCCUUGCCAUGUUCUUCGUUGAACAAAAGCUGAUUAAUUAAUUAGCAAGGCGAAAAAAUGACUCGGGCUUCCAAAAGAAAAUCCGAUGUUCAAAAUACUGCGUCUGCCAAAACCGCCCGCUCAGAUUCUGUUCGUUCUGCGUCCAGUAAAGCUUCGGCGAAGGGGUAUCAACGUAUAGAUGAAAUUUUCAACAAAUAUGCUGAUAAAACAUCAGGACUGAUUGAACCAGAAGGAAUUGAGGCACUAUGUUCUGAUCUAGAGGUGGAUUACACAGAUAUUAGGAUUUUGAUGCUUGCUUGGAAAAUGAAUGCUGAAAAGCAGGGAUAUUUUACUCAGGAUGAAUGGAGGAGAGGCUUGAAAGCUCUUAAAGUUGAUAAUAUUAAUAAACUGAAGAAAUCACUACCAGCAUUGAAGAAAGAGGCCUUGAAGUCAGUAAACUUUGAAGUUUUUUACACGUUUGCCUUCAGCUACUGUUUAACAGAGGAAAAGCAGAAGUGUUUAGACAUUGAGAGUGCUUGCAUGUUGAUUGACCUGGUAUUAGGGUUCCAAUAUCGGGCACAAGUUGAUUCAUUCAUUAAAUUUCUCAAGAUUCAGAGUGACUACAAGGUGAUGAAUAUGGAUCAGUGGACGAAUUUUCAUCGGUUUUGUAAAGAGAUAAGCUUUCCGGAUCUUCAAAAUUAUGAUUCAUGUGAAGCUUGGCCUUUACUUCUCGAUAAUUUUGUUGACUGGCUUAAAGAAGAGGCAGCAUGAGUUUUUUUUUUUCUUUAGUUUGUUCCGAGUCUUGGACAAGGUUUUUCGAGAAUCAUAAAAACGUGAAAGGGCAUACUUCGAAGAGGAGUAUGAUCUUCACCAGACCUCUAUCAUACAUCAUUCUUUUGGAAAUGUUCACAUUUUGGUCUUUUACUUGGUAGCUUCCUAGUUUUGUGUUUUUCAGUGUCAAGACUGGCAAUGGAUUUUUUUUUUUUGAAUGAAUGAAUAAACAAGUAAUGGAUUUAUUUCAUCUUUUAUAAUGCAUAUUCUUUUCUAGGGGUUGACACAGUUUGAGACUAUCUGGGAUAGUCCAAUGAUACUUUCUGAGAUAGUCCAAUGCUGAUCUAAAAUUAGUUCUUUUUAUAUUUUUAAAUUUACAUUUUCAGCAAUAAAUAAAAUUUUGACAUAGCAUUAAUUUUCAGCUAAAACUGGAUAGAAACCAAUGUCAGUACCAUGUGUAAUAAAAGCAAGGAUUGGUUUAUUGGGUAUGAGGGUUUUUCAGCCUUGGGCUUUGGAUAUUCUUAGGUCUCGAGUCAUUCAUAAGUGUAUGAACCGAAA